AUGGAAAAUUCUCAGAAGGGAUCAGGAAGUCAAGAAAAUGAUGCAAAUGAGAUAACGACUGGCGAGGACUCUGACGAGUCGCAGACUCAUCAAUAUGCGACACCGCGAGAGCUGGCUCUUCUAUCAACAGUAUUCACCAUUGCAACCUUCAUGAUAGCCAUAGAUGGCAGUAUACUUGCAACGGCAAUCCCCAAGAUAACCAGCGAUUUCCAUCGACUCAACGACGUGCCGUGGUACGGAAGUGCGUACCUCUUCACAGAAAUGGCAUUCCAGCCUACCUUUGGUCGCUUGUACACCUUAUUCAACGCCAGAGUUCUUUAUCUGACCUCCGUCAUCAUUUUCGAGGCAGGCUCGAUUCUCUGCGCUGCCUCGCCAAAUUCUGCAGCAUUGAUCACAGGGAGAGUGAUAUCUGGUAUCGGAGCCGCUGGCCUGCUCUGCGGUAGUCUGUCAGUCUACGGAAGGUCAGUUCCUCUGCGAGCUAGACCGUUCGGAAUGGCCCUGGUCACGAGAUCAAUCUACGUGAGUAAUGAGAGACUAGCGACCGACGCGGAUCCCCUAACAGUCUGUCUAGCAUUUGGUGCCGUGACAUUUGGAAUCGCGUACAAGAUAUUGAGAGCGAGGACACCGAUACACGGUCGACUCUCGUUGCGUCAAAAGCUGAAGAAACUCGAUCUACUUGGCGGGUUUCUUCUCAUCGUCGGCUUGAUCAGUCUGUUUUUUGCUCUUCAAUGGGGCGGGACCAAGUACCCUUGGUCGGACCCUAGGGUUUACGCCUGCCUUGUGGUGUUUGGGAUUUUCAUCACAGCCUUCAUGGUGUUGCAGGCGAGAAAGAAAGAAGAGGCUACUAUCCCCAUGCGGAUCCUCUUACAGCGAACCGUGGCCAUCAGCUGCGCCUUCAACAUGCUGAUGUCCAUGGCGCACAACACGCACAUGUAUUACCUCGCUUUCUACUUCCAAGCAGUUCUAGGCACGAAUGCAGUGACUUCGGGCGUUCGCUGCCUCGCAUACGGAAUACCAUGCAGCAUCGCUAUCAUCGUCACAGGAGCGUGUGUCAGCUCAAAAGGCUACUACGUCCCCUUCAUGUGGUUUGGAUCCAGUGUCUUCAUCGCCGGAUGCGUGCUCCUUCAGAAGCUGGAUAGGGAGUCGUCGAUGGGGCAGUGGAUCGGCUUCCAGAUCCUCAGCGGGGCGGGCAUUGGGCUCGCGGAACAAGUCCCCUUCAUUGCGGUACAGGUUGUCCUUCCCGACAGCGACAUGCCGACAGCGUGUGCCAUGGUCGUGUUCCACCGCUUGUUAGGUGGUGCGGUGGGACUCAGCAUCGCUUCUAACCUCUUCUCCCAGGAGCUCUACCGUCGGCUUGCGGGAGUGCCAGGAGGUGUCAACAUCAAAGCGAUACAAGAUGCUGGUGCAUCUGACCUAGCGAAGGCGGUUCCCGCGGCUAUUUUGCCGUUUGUGCAAAAGGCGUUCGGCUAUGCCAUCUCCAGGGCCUUCAUAUUACCCAUUGUUGUGGCGGGUACCUCAUUACUACUCAGCUUCGGCAUGCAGAGACGAUGGAUUCCAGACGAUCGGGUGCAACCAGGCCAGGAGGCCAACACUGGUGACGAAGUUGCAAGUGCGCCGUUAGAUCAGAGAAGGGAUGAGAAGACAGUGUAG
Molecule: messenger RNA, 1650 nt
Organism: Colletotrichum lupini
Lineage: Eukaryota; Fungi; Ascomycota; Sordariomycetes; Glomerellales; Glomerellaceae
Product: major facilitator superfamily transporter
Exons: 5
Coding region: 1-1650 (549 amino acids)
Biological process (GO): transmembrane transport
Molecular function (GO): transmembrane transporter activity
Source: RefSeq, a predicted model, not a curated record